GCGCCGCGGCUCUGGGCCCAUGUGGCUGUGAGCCUGCGCAGAGGGCGAAGGGGGCCGCGGGCUCCGCUCUGGCCGCAGGUAACCGGCGCCGCCGCCGCGAUGGGCUGAGGCGGGUCAGCGGCUCUGGGCGGAGCGGGGCCCCCCGAGGAUGGAGAGAGCCAUGGAGCAGCUCAACCGUCUCACCAGGUCCCUGCGCCGCGCCCGCACCGUGGAGCUGCCCGAAGAUAAUGAAACUGCUGUCUACACACUAAUGCCAAUGGUUAUGGCUGACCAGCACAGGUCUGUUUCAGAGCUACUGUCAAAUUCAAAGUUUGAUGUGAAUUAUGCAUUUGGACGUGUGAAGAGGAGCUUGCUUCAUAUUGCGGCAAACUGUGGAUCAGUUGAAUGUCUAGUUCUGCUGUUAAAAAAGGGAGCAAAUCCUAACUACCAAGAUAUUUCGGGAUGUACACCCCUUCAUUUGGCAGCUAGAAAUGGACAGAAGAAAUGUAUGAGCAAGCUCUUAGAAUAUAGUGCAGAUGUCAACAUUUGUAAUAAUGAAGGUCUGACUGCAAUUCACUGGCUUGCUGUCAAUGGGCGAACAGAACUACUUCAUGAUCUUGUACAGCAUGUCAAUAACGUAGAUGUUGAAGAUGCAAUGGGGCAGACAGCACUACACGUGGCUUGCCAAAAUGGUCACAAGACAACAGUGCAGUGUUUAUUAGACAGUGGUGCAGAUAUUAACAGGCCAAACGUGUCAGGAGCAACUCCGCUCUAUUUUGCUUGCAGCCAUGGUCAAAGAGACACUGCACAAAUCCUUUUGAUGAGAGGAGCCAAAUACUUACCAGACAAAAAUGGAGUUACACCACUGGAUCUCUGUGUACAGGGUGGGUAUGGAGAGACUUGUGAAGUUUUAAUACAACAUCAUCCUAGACUCUUCCAGGCAAUUAUUCAAAUGACACAGAAUGAAGAGCUACGGGAAAACAUGUUGCGGCAAGUUCUAGAACACUUGUCCCAGCAGAGUGAAAGCCAGUACCUUAAGAUCCUAACAAGCCUUGCUGAAGUUGCUACAACAAAUGGUCACAAACUACUGAGCUUGUCAAGUAACUAUGAAGCUCAAAUGAAGAGUCUCUUAAGGAUCGUGAGGAUAUUUUGUCAUGUCUUUCGCAUUGGCCCAUCCUCUCCCAAUAAUGGAAAUGACAUGGGCUACAAUGGAAAUAAAACUCCAAGAAGUCAGGUGUUCAAGGUCAGAAAAGUAUAUGACGUUGUUAGGAAGAUAGACGUUAAAGAGAUGAAUUUCACAAAGCAUGCAUUCAUUAAUCAGACAUCUCAUGAACAGGAACCGCUGGAAUUACUCUGGCACUCAUUAGAUGAAUGGCUCGUUCUAAUAGCUACAGAAUUGAUGAAAAACAAAAGAGACUCUGCCAACAUUACAUCCAUUUUACUAAAGCAGAAAGGGCCAAAUCAGCAGGAUGCUACUCUUAAGCAUGCCUUUGACGCUGCAGGAACUGAGAGCAGAGAAAAGCUAUCUCCUGACACAGGGGAUUCUAAAGCAUAUGAUGUUGCCAGGAAGCAGGAAGCUUGUGCAGAUUGCCAGGAUGUUAUCUCAGUGACAGCAAACAGGUUGAGUGCUGUCAUUCAAGCGUUUUAUAUGUGCUGCUCCUGUCAGAUGCCUCAAGGGAUGACGUCACCUCGUUUUAUAGAAUUUGUCUGCAAACAUGACAAUGUUCUUAAGUGCUUUGUGAACCGAAACCCCAAAAUAAUUUUUGACCACUUUCAUUUUCUUCUUGAGUGCCCUGAACUGAUGUCAAGAUUCAUGCACAUCAUAAAAGCACAGCCCUUUAAAGAUCGUUGUGAGUGGUUCUAUGAACAUUUGCACUCUGGACAACCAGAUUCAGACAUGGUGCACAGACCAGUCAAUGAAAAUGACAUCCUGUUGGUUCACAGAGAUUCUAUUUUUAGAAGUAGCUGUGAAGUUGUGUCUAAAGCAAAUUGUGCAAAGCUGAAGCAGGGGAUUGCUGUGCGAUUCCAUGGUGAAGAAGGCAUGGGUCAAGGUGUGGUACGUGAAUGGUUUGAUAUCUUAUCCAAUGAGAUAGUUAACCCAGACUAUGCACUGUUCACCCAGUCAGCUGAUGGAACAACCUUUCAGCCAAACAGCAACUCUUCUGUAAAUCCUGAUCACUUGAACUACUUUCGAUUUGCUGGACAGAUCUUGGGUUUAGCUCUGAAUCACAGGCAGCUGGUCAACAUUUACUUCACAAGGUCAUUCUACAAGCAUAUUCUUGGUAUUCCCGUAAAUUAUCAGGAUGUGGCAUCUAUUGAUCCAGAGUAUGCAAAGAACUUGCAGUGGAUUUUAGAUAAUGAUAUCAGUGAUCUUGGGCUGGAACUGACCUUCUCCGUUGAGACUGAUGUGUUUGGAGCAAUGGAAGAAGUGCCUUUGAAACCAGGGGGUGCAAGUAUUCUUGUUACACAAGACAACAAAGCUGAGUAUGUCCAACUUGUUACUGAACUUCGAAUGACAAGAGCCAUUCAGCCUCAGAUAAAUGCUUUUUUGCAAGGAUUUCAUAUGUUCAUACCACCUUCUCUUAUACAGCUUUUUGAUGAAUAUGAACUGGAGCUGUUGCUGUCUGGUAUGCCAGAAAUUGAUGUGAGUGAUUGGAUAAAAAAUACAGAAUACACAAGUGGCUACGAAAGAGAAGACCCUGUUAUUCAGUGGUUCUGGGAUGUUGUAGAAGAACUAACUCAGGAAGAGCGAGUGUUACUAUUACAAUUUGUUACUGGCAGUUCCAGGGUUCCUCAUGGUGGCUUUGCCCAUAUAAUGGGUGGCAGUGGAUUGCAGAAUUUCACAAUUGCAGCUGUGCCAUAUACUCGAAAUUUGCUACCAACAUCAAGUACAUGUAUCAACAUGCUCAAGUUACCUGAAUAUCCAAGCAAAGAAAUCCUUAAGAACAGGCUUCUUGUGGCAUUACACUGUGGAAGCUAUGGUUACACAAUGGCAUAAUGAAGUCUGGAAAACUCAUCUGACUACUGAUGCGCAAUUCAGAGUGGCAGAAGUAAUUUUGGAAACUGUCAACACAAAAGCAGCCUAUAUGCUGCGACUCAGAGACAGGGCUGACUU
Messenger RNA from Mauremys reevesii (Reeves's turtle), 3094 nucleotides. RefSeq names its product HECT domain and ankyrin repeat containing E3 ubiquitin protein ligase 1 (gene HACE1). The transcript has 24 exons. Bases 149 to 2977 code for a protein of 942 amino acids. Gene Ontology annotation, cellular component: nucleus. Gene Ontology annotation, biological process: proteasome-mediated ubiquitin-dependent protein catabolic process; protein polyubiquitination; positive regulation of protein catabolic process. The record is from RefSeq and is a predicted model, not a curated record. Gene Ontology annotation, molecular function: protein binding; ubiquitin-protein transferase activity. NCBI's taxonomy places the organism in Eukaryota, Metazoa, Chordata, Testudines, Geoemydidae.